Molecule: messenger RNA, 1800 nt
Organism: Drosophila subobscura
Lineage: Eukaryota; Metazoa; Arthropoda; Insecta; Diptera; Drosophilidae
Product: odorant receptor 2a-like
Exons: 5
Coding region: 39-1271 (410 amino acids)
Biological process (GO): sensory perception of smell; detection of chemical stimulus involved in sensory perception of smell
Cellular component (GO): plasma membrane
Molecular function (GO): olfactory receptor activity; odorant binding
Source: RefSeq, a predicted model, not a curated record
CUUCUUCACGCAAUGCCUGACAGUGACCGCGUCGACCUAUGUAUAAAAGCAUUCUCCCAGGCGGAAGCCAAACCCAUUGCGAAAUGGAAAGGCUACGCGAACUUACUCAGCGGAUCAGACCGUCGGAUGUGGAUGAGGGCCGCAUUGGAUCCAUCGAGCUGAAUGUGUGGCUCGCCCAGUUGACGGGACUCCCCCUCUCUGGACUGAAGCCGGAGUCGAGGGCACAGAGCAUCCGCAUUCUCGUCGUCAGUGGAGUGGUGCUGCCGUUACUCUUCUGCUAUGUGCUCUUGGAGAUCUAUGAUCUGGUGCUCAAUUGGGACGAUGUGGAUAUCAUGACACAGAAUGUUGUAAUGACAUUGACCCAUGUGGGCUACUGGUUCAAGGUGCUCAACACAUUCUACUGCUACGAGGACAUCCGGCAGGUAGUUGCCACACUGAAGCACCUCACUAGAACCUGCAUUUUGUCUCCCCAGCAGAGGGAGAUCUUCCAUCGGCUGGAAGUGGAGAACAAGUUUGUGUGUCUCUUUUACUUCUGCCUGGUGGUAUUCUCCUCCACGCUUGCCAUGGUCAUGCUGCUGACUGUGCCGGAUGAUAUGGCCGGAAAGCGGUUUCCAUAUCGCGUCCAUAUGCCCCACUUUCUGCCUCCCAAAGUCCAGCAUUUGUACAUGGGGCUGAGCAUCAUCUGGAUAUCGUGCGGCAUUCCGACCAUCGACAACGUCAACGUGGUGUUUAUGAACCAGAUAUGCAUGCACCUCAAGGUCCUCAACUUGGCCUUCGAUGACCCGCAGCUCCAAGUGGAUCCCAACAGUUGGAUGGUGUCCAUUGUCAAGUAUCACUGCGUCGUAAUCAACUUGCGUCAGCAACUGGAGCAGAUUUACCGCCUUCCCGUCAUGUUUCAGUUUGUGUCGUCGCUGCUGGUCUUUGCCAUGACCGUUUUCCAGGCGCUUGUGGGCGAUGGUUCCGGCAGCUCCGUGCUCAUCUACUUUCUCUUCAGCGGCGUCUUCUGUCAGAUAUUCCUCUACUGCUGGUUCGGCAACGAGGUCUUUGAGCAGAGCAAAACCCUAUCAACCACAGCCUUUGGCUGCAAUUGGCAUGAAUUAGAUGCUGAGUUCAAGAGGACGUUGCUCAUCUUCAUGAUUAAUGCGGAUCGACCGCUCCUCUUCACCGCCGGCGGCUUCAUGGGCCUCACCCUGACGAGCUUCGCCAAUAUCCUGAGCAAGUCCUAUUCGAUUGUGGCAGUGCUCCGUCAGAUGUAUGGCGGGGCCCAUUAAAUGGCUCUCAAAAUAAACCACUUACAUGCACUUAGCCCCACUACAUUAAUUUGAUUAUUGGAUGUCCUCACACAUUACCACACUGCCACAUGAUUACUAUUAUUUGGUACUUACUUCCUUGAGGGUAUUACAAGGUAUAUCCAUCUUUCCAGCACCAGGGUUUUACCUUACAUCUAUUUGCCCAAGCCCUUAUUAUCCAGUAACUGGGUAUCACAUAGUCCGUAGCAGGUACAUGUCGGUGUUUUUCCUUACAGGUUGUAUCUGUCUUAUAAAGUGUAUUUUCUCCACUUCUGUUGGAAUUAUAAAUUUGAAUCGCUGUAAUGGAAGACAGAAAUGUAUAUAAUCAAACAUUGAACUGUGCUUCAAUCAAUGGGUCAAGUUUUUUCUUUCGUUAAAGGGGUAUUCCGUUUGAGAAUGGGAAUUAGAAACAUUAAAUGCACUACCAAUUCCGGAAAAAAAUCGAAAGUGUAUGGAAAGGGAUGAGGAGCUCAUAAAUUUACUCUAGAAAUGAUUAAAGUCUACAAAAAUG